UAAAUCACAUUGGUCAUUAUAUAUCUCCCAAAAAAUAUCAGAUCUCAAUCGUCCACUAUCUCCCUCACUUCUGAACUAUCUCUAUCUCUGUCUCGACGUUCUCCUGGCUCCGCUACUCUCUCCAUCUCGACGCCAUCCUCACUCGGUCUGUGGCUGUGGCUGUGGCUGUGGCUGUGGCACCAAGUACUCUUGCUCGGCUUUGGUGUGCCUGGCAUUGUCUCCGGUGGUGGCGUGUUCUAUUUGUAAGUGCAACCGCCUCGAAAGGAAACGAAAGAAAGUGUCUCCUAAAUCAUGGUACUACAAGGAGAUUUUUUACAUGAUUGAGUUUUUAAGCAAAAAUUAUUUGAGGACGCAGAAUGAAGAGAGAGAGGAGAAGGAGAAGGAGGAGAAGGAGAAGGAGUCAAUAAUCCCUCAACCUAGUGCUGCAGAAAACAUGGAUGUUGAUGAACAUAAUAGUAAUAAUAGUAAUAGUGGUGCGUAUGUUUGUUUCCUGAGAAAGGUGCUCAGAGAAGAAUCAGGAGACAACCAUCACAUUAACAUUCACAUGCUCAUGGCAAUUGCAGUUCAUGCCAUUCUUAUAGAGUCUGGUUUCGUUGGAUAUGAUCCGAUUUCAGGAGAUCGAGUCGAUCAUAAGUUUCAACAAGUAUUUGUUGUUGAUGAUGAUCAUUGUCGGCCCUCGGUGUCGUUUUGCUACACCUUAUCUGAGAUUUUGGAAAAUAACAAAAAUAAUGGUCAUAAACCACAAACAGUAGUAGCAAAGUUGGAUUUUGAAAGUUUUGGGCAAUGUUUGACUGUCUCUGCAGGGUCAAGUAGUUGUGGAUCGGAAGAAGAAGAAGGAUCAGUAGUAUUUCAAGUAUCGUUAUACGAUCAUAAACUAGAAUCGAUACUUCGUUUUCCAUUAUUAGCACAACACCGCAACGGUUUAGAACAAUUCUUUUUAAGUGUGAGAGAUGAACUUGCCUUUCCUCUCAAGAUAAAGCUCCGGGAAGAGGCCGGGUUGCCGAGUCUGCCAUGCUUUAUGGGACUCCACUCAGAUCUGAAGAUGAAGAUUUUGGAGUUUCUUCCGGGUACUGAGGUGGCUAAGUUGGAGUGCACUUGCAAGGAAAUGAGGAUUUUGUCCGCCAAAAAACAAAGCAACAAAUUUUGGGAGACACGGAUUCCAUGUUGUACGUGUGAUCUUCGUCAUCACGGUAAAAGGUUUAUCUAUUGGAAAAAAGUGUAUGAAGAUUAUUACGAGGAAAUUAUUGGUGUCAAUAUGUUCUUAGAGGAGGAACGUCAGGAAAUGAUGAGGAGCAGGGAGAAGAUUAUCAAGGAGCCAAAGAACAAGGGAAAAUCUUUGCUUAAAGGUAAAAGGAUCAAGAUUACAUAGGAAAAUGAUUAGAUUAAUGUGCUAGCAUAGCAGGUAUUUUUUUAAGUCAUGCUAAUUUAACUCUUUAUCUUUUCAAUUCUCUUGACAAAAUGUACGGUUUCUGUUUUAUUCUUUCUAUUUUUGAAAUAAUGGCUGAGAUCACAAGAGGCCAACAAUGCUUUAAAAUGACAUUCUCUCACUCUUUCUCUAAAUUAAUUAAUAUUAAUAUUAAUUAAUAAGGUUUUGGUGAUGUUUUUUUUUUUUUUGAAGAAUAAUGUAUAGAUUCAUGACAUCAAUGGGUUGAUCAGCUAUUUAAUUAAUUAAAGCAUUAAAACUAAAAAAAUGUUAGUUCUAAAUAUACCAUUAGUUUGUUCAAAUCCCAUAUAUUCCAUCCAAUGUGAAAUAUGAGUAUCUGCAUGUUGUUGCUGCCUGCCUGCACAAAAAAUAUAGGUGAGCUUAAUUAAAACAAAAAUAACUAAAACAAUAUAAUAUAAGUGACCUUAAUCAAGCCAAAUUUAGACAAUGAUUCCUUCACUUUCUGGAAUAAUGCACAGAAGUUAUAGAUAUUUCUUGAAUUUUGAGUUAUGGUCAAAGCACUAUCACUAGUUGAUAUAGAGUUUAAACUAGGUGAAUAUUUUAUCCACUGCAGUUGCACCCAUACAAUAGUGUGACCGUACCCGAAGCUGAGGAUUUAAGUCAUGUUUUUUAAUGGUAUUUUUUAUAUUUCAUCACUCAAAGGUUGUGGCACUAUAAAUACAUCUUAAGAAAACGUUUUAGGUUAGGUUUCAAAACCCUAGAGACUCAUGAGAGGCUAAAGAAGAGUGAGAGAAGCAUAUCUAAACUUUCUUCUUAUUUCUAUUCUUCUUCUCCUUUUAUAUUUCUCUUAUGAAAUUCAAUGUCAUUAAUGGUUUCCUCUAUAAAUAUGAACUAAAUGUUUUUCUAGGGUUUUUAAUGUAGUCACUUGAAUUCGUAUUAUUUUCCACAAGGAUUUUAUAAUUUUCUUUUUCAUUUCUAUUCUGACUUAUUUAAUUUGUGUUUAAUACUUGUAAAUGUCUGAUCACCAUGUACAUGAUUUAUAAUUUUUGUUUAAGAUCUGAGAAGUGAGAAUUAAAUAUGUUAUAAUUAAAUAAUUAUAAUUUACAUAUUUGAUGAGAAUACAUAUAUGGAUAGUGUAGCAUUUAGUGUUUUUAAUACAAAAUUGUUGUGAAUUUUCUUAUGAUCUGCAAGUGUACACUAUUAAUAUUCAAUAUUCUAGUAAUUGUCAACUCAGGGAUUGACUUGUGUAAAAUAUUGCAAUAAGCAACACUAAAGAAUUUGGAAGGAAAACAAUUAAAACGAAUUUAAUGAACUAAAUUCAAGAAAGAAGUGAUUUUUUUUUUUUGAAAUAGACAGAAAAAUUAAACCAAGAAAAUAGACAAAUAAUGAAUAAUAUGAUGGUGAGAAGUUAAAAUUACUGAAUUCCCCUAAGAUGCAAUCAUGGGCAAAAUGUUGCGAAAAAUGUCAUAGCAACUGGUUCUGUCAAUUAGGAAAUUCAAUAAUUCAUAAGCUUUUUUCAAAGUCUUUCUGUUUCUGAUGUGAUUUUCUAAUCAAUUAAUUAAUUAACUUACAUAUUCUCAUGCUUAAAAUAAACAAACUCAAAGACAUUUUCUUUUGUGUCAUGCAUGGUCUUUUUUAUUUUUUUGUCAAACCAUUAUAAAAUUUGUGUUACUUAUUUUAUUAUAUUUCAAUUCUUGAAUUUAUAUUUUUAUGUUCUCAAAUUGACGAAAAACGGUGUCAAUAAUUUUUAUUUUAAAAUUAAUUUUAAUGAUUUAGUUAUUAAUUAAUUUAGUAUAAUGAAAGGUAAUUUGGUCAUUUUAUAAAGUAGGUCAACCAAAUUAGAGGGGAAUAUACCAUUUUUAACCAAUUUUCAAAUUCAAAAUAAAAAUUACUGUAUGAGUACUAUUCAUAAUAGAGGUACCAAAGCUCAAGUUUGCAAAAAAUAUAGGGUACCUACCCUAAAAAAAUGUAUGAAAAAAUCUAAAAAAGAAAAGAAAAAAGAGUUUACAUAUUAUUUGGUUUUUUAAUGUUGUUUGUGUUUUUUUAAACUUGCUUAGAUAAAUGGUGGUGGUAAUGAGAUAUUGUUUUGGUUCAGUAUAGAUCGUAUGACCUUGAGGAAUUCUUGAAAUGAAUUGGUUGAAUGUUAUGACUGAUUUUGAUGGGAUUUUUGUUGGGAAAUUCUUGCUGCCAUGUGCAUGAACAAAUCAGGUUGCAAGCUUGUGCUUUAUUGACGAUCACCUACCUACGAUUUUGGAGAUUAUUUGCUUAAUUGAUUCAUCAUUGAAAUCUUUUGGAGUCUUGGAAAAGUUAUUGCUGCAUUGUGAAUAAAUUUUCUGCUGAAACUUUGAGUCAUUGUAAGAAGAUAUUUGUGAUUCACAAUCACACGUAAGAAUUCAGAACACAUAUAAAGCAUUGUAACAUCUUACCAUUUGAUUUUAUAAAUGCCACAGUAGUAGUUUUAA
Molecule: messenger RNA, 3846 nt
Organism: Humulus lupulus (European hop)
Lineage: Eukaryota; Viridiplantae; Streptophyta; Magnoliopsida; Rosales; Cannabaceae
Product: putative F-box protein At1g23770
Exons: 2
Coding region: 317-1369 (350 amino acids)
Molecular function (GO): protein binding
Source: RefSeq, a predicted model, not a curated record